This is a messenger RNA of Mesocestoides corti, 306 nucleotides long. Lineage: Eukaryota; Metazoa; Platyhelminthes; Cestoda; Cyclophyllidea; Mesocestoididae. The record is from the annotation of a GenBank genome assembly.
GAUGAUGAUGAAGACGAUGAAUAUGUCGUUGAAGUAAAUGUUACAGAUGGUGAAGAUGAAGAAUACGAUGAUGAUGAAGAAGACGAUGGUGAUGAAAACGAUGAAGAUGUCGUUGAAUUGGAUGUUAAGGACGAUGAAGAUGAAGAAGACGAUGGUGAUCAAAACGAUGAAGAUACUGUCGAAGUGAAUGACAAAGACCAAGAUGAUGGCGAUGAUGAGGAACACAGAAAGUGCGUUAAGACAAAGCACCACGAUUGUGAAAACGAUGACGAAGAUGACGAAGAAGAUGAAGAAGCUUCCAUUUAA